This is a messenger RNA of Miscanthus lutarioriparius, 477 nucleotides long. The record is from the annotation of a GenBank genome assembly. Lineage: Eukaryota; Viridiplantae; Streptophyta; Magnoliopsida; Poales; Poaceae.
AUGAGGCACUCCAGAGAAGUCUUUAUGGCUGGACAACCACCUCAGAUCCCUAUGCCUAACCCACCAGAUAUCCAAGAUGGAGAUGAAGCCUUGUCCGACAUCUCCCCAGACACUGUGCCACCCAACGGAGAGACGAAUGAGCAGAAGACAGCUAGGGAAAAGAAGAACAACGCUCAACAGGCUUGGUGCAACCGUGCCCAACACCCCAAAGAAGAGUGGCAGUGGUACCAGUCGGCUUGUCGAGACGUUGAACGACGACGCUUGGCUGUAGAGGCAGCAUAUGAACGUCUAUGGGAUGAAGAAGCAGAACGACAGUGCCAAGACCAUGAUGCCGCUAGAGCCUCUGCAUCACGCAACCUUGAACCUGAGUUCAUGGAAGUAGCUGGCCACAUGGUCUUUACUAUGCCCUACGCCAACGUCUAUCCCCUGGUAGAAGAGAUGGCGGCCAUAGAAAACCCUACUCCAAAUCAGCAAUGA